This is a messenger RNA of Eutrema salsugineum, 1592 nucleotides long. Its product is annotated as putative F-box protein At1g49610. NCBI's taxonomy places the organism in Eukaryota, Viridiplantae, Streptophyta, Magnoliopsida, Brassicales, Brassicaceae. Bases 61 to 1431 code for a protein of 456 amino acids. The record is from RefSeq and is a predicted model, not a curated record. Gene Ontology annotation, molecular function: protein binding. The transcript is spliced from 3 exons.
UUUAUUUUUAUCUUUUUUGACAUCGGCAAAAUUCUAGGUUUAUCGGUGGAUAAGAACGUAAUGGCAGGCGACGGCGCCACCGCGGUUGUGGAAGGAGGAAGAGAUUCAAGUGAAGAUUUAGAUUCAAUCAGCUCUCUGCCUGAUGAGAUCCUCCAACAAAUCCUCUCCUUUAUUCAGACCGAAGAAGCCAUCAGAACCUCCGUAUUGUCCAGACGAUGGAGGCAUGUAUGGUCCGGUACACCUUCCCUCUCCUUUGAUUAUUGCGAUACGUAUCGUAUGCUGGAUGCUGAUUCGAUUGACAAAACCCUAGCUCGCUACACAGCUCCCAAGAUGACGAGUUUUUACAUCGAUACCGAAAUUCUGAGCAAUCUCACUCACAUUCACUGGUGGCUCGAGUUAGCCAUGUCCCGAGACACGGAGAAUCUGACGUUGGACCUCGGUUGUUAUUGUCACCAUUCCGAGGAUAAUUAUAGUCUUCCUGAUUUUUUCUACACCAAUUCUUCUGUCAAGCAACUCAGCCUUCACCUAGAGUUUAAUGAUCUGAUCCCAAGAUGCUCCGUGUCUUGGACAUCCCUGAAGAAACUGUCUUUGAUUGCUUGCAACCUCUCUGAUGAAGCUCUUGCUAAGAUUCUCUCUGGUUGUCCGAUUCUAGAAAGUUUAACAUUGGAAUCCUGCCGUGAAUUUAUGGUUCUUGAUCUCACUAAAUCACCGCGUGUGAGAGUAUUAGAAUUCAGUCCUGAAACUUGGUCUCCUCAGUCAGUGGAGAUUGUGGAGAUUGUGGCACCACAUUUACAUUAUCUAAUAUUGGAAAACACUCAGCUACCAUGUUCUUUAGUUGAUGUUUCCUCUUUAAUUGAAGCUAAACUAGACAUUUACUUCUCCGCAUAUAAUGAACUAUUGAAGGCUGAUUUUCUUCAAGUCAUGGCCCUAGAGCAACUAGACAAGUUGCAGAAUGUGGAGAAGCUUACGCUUUGUGAAAACUUUCUUAAGAUUUUAUCUCUCGCGGAUCUCCGGUCUGUUCUUUUUCCAAUGUUCAAGGCUAAAGUUUUGACGCUUGAGACCACAAUCUCUCCAUAUGUAAUUUUUGGAUUAGCAGCAGUGCUAGAACACUCACCUGUACUAAAGAAGCUAACCCUAAUUCACAAAAGGGUUCGCCACUUCAUACCGGAGCAGGAUAUUGACAAGUACUUGGGUCCGCAUGGCUUGAGGCUGCUGCAUCCACACUCGUUCAUGGGAAGUUGGUCUGAAAACCACGAGGUACAGUCAAAUGAGGUGGCUUCGUUCAUGAAACUUAUGUUGGGAUCCACACAUAGAUUAGAGAAGAUGGUCGUAAGAUUGGAAGGUUGUCUUGAAAGAAGAGGUUUUGAAGAGUUGCUUCAGAUAGUUCCAAUGCUCUCUCAUGACAGCAAUGUCUCCAUUGCGGUCAGCUAAACCAAGCUAUCUUCCUUGGAAAAUAAAAAGAAAUUUGCAUAUUUAAGCACUUUUUGGCACUUUAAAGUGCUAUCACAAUGUAGCAUUUUAUGUAUUGUUUAUGACUAUUUAUCUUUGCGGACACACAAUGUAGAAACAAGAAAGUAAAUCGAAAAAGUGAC